Molecule: messenger RNA, 781 nt
Organism: Rubroshorea leprosula
Lineage: Eukaryota; Viridiplantae; Streptophyta; Magnoliopsida; Malvales; Dipterocarpaceae
Source: the annotation of a GenBank genome assembly
AAUGGAAUCGAAACCACGCAACAUCAUCUUCAACACAAAUCCACACCAGAACGGAGGGUUCUCUCCACACCUUGAAACUCCAAAAUCCAUAGAUUACAUUCACAUACGAAUCCACAAGCAAGAAUCAACAGACACCAAAAUUAGGGACGAUAAAGCAAACCAUAACAAUCCCAGCUUCGCACUUGAUGCCAAUCACAACUCUAAAACAACAGAAAAAAAAUUCCUGAGGAAAUUGAAAUGACAAGCUCAAUGCACAACAAAACAAACCCACUAUUAUCGACAGCCUUGCGGCGUACUUGAUCUGGAAAACUCUACCUCAUCCUUCUUCUUUCUUCUUCUUAUUCUUUCUCUUUCUCUGUCUCCUCGCUUCUUCUUCCUUUCUCAAACCCAGAUGUGGGUUUUUCUCAAACCCAGAUGUGGGUUUUUCUCAAACCCAGAUGUGGGUUUUUCUCAAACCCAGAUCUGGGUUUGAGACAAACCCACAUCUGGGUUUCAUCACAUUAGCAAUAAUCCACCGGCAUCAAGCAGCGACCAUCACCAAGACCAUCAUUGACACCGAUCUGAGUGAUCCUUGGUGGAACGCCACUCACGCGACCUCGAACUAGCAUUUCGUCCAAAAUAAUCAAUUUCAAAGACACACCCUUCAAGCUACAAACUCCAAGAAACACCCUUUCGCUCACCCUUCAAGCUACAAACUCCAAAGACACAAUCAAUUUCAUAACUGAAAACCCACAAGCUUUCUAUGCUGCAUCUGCUAAAGGAAGAAAGGGGAGGGGGAAGA